AUGCCCCUCCGCGGCCUGCGCCGCCUCCUCCUGGCCGCCGUGCUGCUCGUGGUCGCCUGGACCCUCUUCGGGCCCUCGGGGCUGGGCGAGGAGAUGCUGAGCCUGUCGCUGGCCACGCUGCUGCUGCCCGCUCCCGCCUCCCCGGGGCCGCCGCUGGCCCUGCCCCGCCUCCUCAUCCCCAACGCGGGCUUCUGCCGCGGGCCCGGCGCGCCCCCGUUCCUGCUCAUCCUCGUGUGCACGGCCCCCGACCACCUGCAGCAGAGGGACGCCAUCCGGGCCUCGUGGGGCCAGCUGCGGGAGGCCCGGGGGCUGAGCGUGCGGACCCUCUUCCUGCUGGGCGAGCGCGCGCGCGGCGGCCCCGGGCCCGGCCUGGCGGAGGAGGCGUUGGCCCACGGGGACAUCUUGCAGGCCGCUUUCCACGAUUCCUACCGCAACCUCACGCUCAAAACCCUCAGCGGGCUCAACUGGGCCAGCACGCACUGCCCCAUGGCCCGCUAUGUCCUCAAGACUGACGACGACGUGUACGUCAACGUCCCCGAGCUGGUCUCGGAGCUGGUCCGGCGAGGAGGAGGCCGCUGGCAACAGUGGGAGAGGCGCCCAGAACCCCAGAGCUCAGCCACCGUUGGCGAUAACGAGCAGGAACAAGGGGGCCAGGAUUUGGGGAGCCAACCCGUGCCCCUGCUGUACCUGGGCCGCGUGCACUGGCGGGUGUACCCCUCUCGGUUGCCAGGGGGCCGGCACCAAGUGUCUGAAGAGCAGUGGCCGCAGGCCUGGGGCCCCUUCCCACCUUACGCCUCAGGGACGGGCUAUGUACUGUCGGGCUCUGCUGUGCAGCGCAUCCUCAAGGUGGCUAGUCGGGCACCCCUCCUGCCACUGGAGGAUGUCUUUGUGGGGGUGAGUGCCAGCUGGGGAGGCCUCACCCCCACCCACUGUGUCAAGGUGGCUGGCGCCACCCACUACCCCCUGGAUCGGUGUUGCUACGGCAAAUUCCUGCUCACGUCCCACAAGCUGGACCCCUGGAAGAUGCGGGAGGUCUGGAAGCUGGUGGACAGCCCCGACGGGGAAAGGACUGAGCCCCUCUGCUCCUGGCUCCAGGGCACCCUGGGUGUCCUGCGGUGUCGAUUCAUAGCCUGGCUGGACUCUUGAGUGGCUGGGCCCACUGGAGGAGCUGAGGGUCAGGACACUGGGACCUUUGCUGCCCGCACCCGAGACAGACGCCCUUGCCCCCGCUGGCAGCAGGUCCAUCUCAGUCUGACACUGCGGACCAAGAAGGAAUAGAGCAACCCGGGCCUAGCCUGCUAGCCCCCGGAGACGUCAUCGCGGGCGGAGAGAACUUAGGCGAAGGGCGUGAGCCCCUCAAUAAACUUUUUCUCUCUGC
Echinops telfairi (small Madagascar hedgehog) is the source of this 1378-nucleotide messenger RNA. RefSeq names its product beta-1,3-galactosyltransferase 4 (gene B3GALT4). Gene Ontology annotation, cellular component: membrane. NCBI's taxonomy places the organism in Eukaryota, Metazoa, Chordata, Mammalia, Afrosoricida, Tenrecidae. The record is from RefSeq and is a predicted model, not a curated record. Bases 1 to 1146 code for a protein of 381 amino acids. The transcript has a single exon. Gene Ontology annotation, molecular function: N-acetyl-beta-D-glucosaminide beta-(1,3)-galactosyltransferase activity.